This is a messenger RNA of Lentinula edodes (shiitake mushroom), 1713 nucleotides long. Its product is annotated as cation efflux family-domain-containing protein. Gene Ontology annotation, molecular function: monoatomic cation transmembrane transporter activity. The record is from RefSeq and is a predicted model, not a curated record. NCBI's taxonomy places the organism in Eukaryota, Fungi, Basidiomycota, Agaricomycetes, Agaricales, Omphalotaceae. The transcript is spliced from 5 exons. Bases 103 to 1503 code for a protein of 466 amino acids. Gene Ontology annotation, cellular component: membrane. Gene Ontology annotation, biological process: monoatomic cation transport; transmembrane transport.
GCGAUUUGAGAGCCAUUAGUCUAGACUUUCUCUUUGUCCUCCAAAACGCGGAGUCAACUUAUAUGGGGCCCUCCGGCACUUGGAUUACUACUUGUGGAGACGAUGUUUGUUUCUCCUCGACUCUCACUUGGUCGCCUUCCUGUAUCUCGCCCAUUGUCAAAUGUGUGCCUCGGCCUGAGAAAGACUAACGUGUCACUGCGGAGCCAAUUACAUUCCUUCCAUUCUCUUUCCUUUACAUCGGUGACUCUGAGUUCUAUACACUACUACCACAAGCACCCAACCAUGUCGCGGAGACGACAGCAUUCCACACACGAGAACGGGGAAGCAGAGACCAAGAAGGACUCAGCAGAGCACAGGGAUCAUGAUCAUGAUCAUGACCAUAACCACGAACAUUCACAUUCACAUUCGCAAUCUUUCUUCAGCGGUCAUUCUCAUGCGGGAGAGUACAACUAUGGCGCAGAGAAGAUUAUGGCAGCCUGGGAGGGCUCAGGCGACAAGGGGUCGUCUAUCACUAUCUUGGGUCUCCUCUCCAACAUCGCUUUGACUGGGGUCAAAGGCACCGCAGGCUGGUACAUGCACUCUGCUUCUCUAUUAGCAGAUGCAGGGCAUUCAUUAAGUGAUCUUUUGGGCGAUUUCGUAACACUAUUCUGUUGGAAACUCUCUCGAAAACCACCUUCUGAAUGGUACCCGUACGGCUUCGCAAAGUUCGAAACGCUGGGAACAACGACUGUCUCAUUACUUUUAAUCGGAGGAGCUUUAGGCAUCGGCUUUCAUUCCUACCACAUCCUUUUAACUGCUCUCAGUGAAACUGCCGCUACUCUUCCUGCCGGUCCUAUACAAUCAAUUCUUACGAAUGUAACAUCUGCAGUACCAGACGUGCCGCAUGUCCUCUCUCAUCAUUCACACGUCGAAGCCGUCGACCCUAACGCUGCUUGGUUCGCUGCCAUUAGCGUGCUGGUCAAAGAAUGGUUGUACCGAGUUACGAAGGCCGUAGCUGAUGAUGAAAACAGUCCUGUCUUGCUCGCGAAUGCUAUUCAUCAUCGUAGCGACGCGUAUUCGAGCUUUGUCGCUCUUUUCGCUAUCCUUGGUUCUUGGAUUUUCCCCAAGCUCCCAUUAGAUCCUAUUGGUGGUUUGUUGGUGUCCUUUGUGAUAUUGCAACAAGGAAUUGGUCUACUAGUAGGCGCAUGGGGAGAUCUCACGGACGCUGGUGUGUCUGCCAAAACGAGACAAUCUCUCAAGAGCACGCUGAAACCACUUGUGGCCUCAUCGUCUUCCGCCGAUUCCGCAUCGUUGUCAAUUUCCAAACCCACUAUUCUCGCAGUAAGCCAGCUCCGUGCACGACGCGCGGGGUCGUUGAUAUUUGUCGAUUUGACCGCUGAGGUUCCAAGAAAUCUGACAGUUGACCAGCUUGUCUUCCUGGAGGAAAAAAUUCUUCAGACACUUAAAGAGUCACGGAAAGAAGUGAAAGAAGUUCAUGUUAAAUUCAGGCCUGUGGAGGACUGAUCCUCGUUCCUCAUAAUUCCUCUAUUAUUAUUGGUCGCGAAGUAUCUGGAUUCUGGUAGCAUUGUAUUCUAAGGUCCACAUUGAAAUAUAAAUAAGGUAGAUUAGAGCAUCCCGUAUAUCUCUAACAAAAAAAAGUUGUUAGUCCAAGUUGAUGGUUUGCAUAGAUAAAGAGGUAGAGAGGCUCAGCAACAAGAGGUGUCCACAGUCCCG